Strigops habroptila (Kakapo) is the source of this 4752-nucleotide messenger RNA. RefSeq names its product RAB11 family interacting protein 1 (gene RAB11FIP1). Gene Ontology annotation, cellular component: intracellular membrane-bounded organelle. NCBI's taxonomy places the organism in Eukaryota, Metazoa, Chordata, Aves, Psittaciformes, Psittacidae. The coding region runs from base 37 to 1935 and encodes 632 amino acids. Gene Ontology annotation, biological process: regulated exocytosis. The transcript is spliced from 5 exons. Gene Ontology annotation, molecular function: small GTPase binding. The record is from RefSeq and is a predicted model, not a curated record.
CCAUUCCCGCUCCGCUCCCGCCUCGCUCCCGCCACCAUGUCGGGCGCGGGCCUGGCGCCGGGCUGGGUGCCCACCCAUGUGCAGGUGACGGUGCUGCGGGCGCGGGGGCUGCGGUCCAAGGCGGCGGCGGGCGGCAGCGACGCGUACACGGUGAUGGCGCUGGGACGGGACAAGUUCUCCACGUCGGUGGCGGAGCGGUGCCAGGGGCAGCCGCUGUGGCGGGAGGAGGCCACGUUCGAGCUGCCGCCGCGGCCCGCCGCGCUGCGCCUCACCGUGCUGCACCGCGCCCUCGUCGGCAUCGACAAGUUCCUCGGGCGAGCCGAAGUCGACCUGGUCGCGUUGAGGAACGACGGAGGACGCCGGCACACACGGUGGUACAAGCUUCGCUCCAAACCAGGGAAAAAGGAGAAGGAGAGAGGGGAGAUCGAAGUGGAUAUCCAGUUCAUGAGGAGCAACAUGACAGCCAGCAUGUUUGAUCUGUCCAUGAAAGACAAGCCUCGCUCUCCCUUUGGCAAGCUCAAAGACAAGCUCAAGGGGAAGAGGAGCAGUGGUCUCUCCGACACAUCCUCGGCCAUCAUUCCCAGUACAUCUCACUCCCCUGCUGACAGUGAGGAUGAGGCGGUUGAGAAGGAAAAGAAGAAAUCCAAGUUCAAAACGCUGUUUUCCAAGCCUGGCCUGCAGAAGACCUCCCUCUCCCAGUCCAUGUCAGUCCUACCAACACAGCAGCCCGUCACCCAGAGGGUUCGGCUUCGGCCCAGUGACUUCCAGUCGCAAUGGGAUGAUGAGGAGCCUGAGACCUCUCCAACCUCAGAAAAGUCCUUUGGAAAUGCCCUGGAAGAGAAGUCCUCUCCUUCUCCUGUAUUUAAGUCUCGUAAAACAGCAAUUCUGGACAGCAGGCAACUAACCCAAGGUACCACGGCCCACCCCAAGAAAGAAGGGCUCUCUUUAUUCAGUGGCCUUAAAUCCAAAAGCGAUCCCGUUUCCAAGUCUAGUCUGUGUAUCAAUGGCAGUCAUGUUUAUAUGGAAGAGAGCAGCAUGAAGGACAACACUCCAGCCUCUUCCCCCUCUCCUCACAACUUCAGGAGGAAGCAGCUCUUUGCUUCAGAAGAGAACCUGUCUUCCAGACCUACUAAAGGACCUGAAGAGAUGGGAAGAACAUCUCCUAAUCAUGCUUUCUCUGGGUCGACGUCCUUGGAGACCUUUAAGUCUAUGACUUUGCCAUCAUACAAACUGCUUAGCAGUGAAGAACACCUGGAAACCAGCAUUCCCCCGAGUGUUGAGGUUAUUAAAGAGACCAAAAAACCAGAGCACAAAAAGUCUGCCUUGCUCUCUCUGGUCACUGGGAAGAAGGAAGCGGUGAAGACUGGGGAUGCUGAGAAUAUUCCUGACAGGACCCUGCAGGAUGAGGAAAACACAAUUCCAGAAGAGAAGAGUGAACAAGAGGCCAAAUGUCUUGAACCUCCAGCAGAUUCGGGCAGAGGGAAUCCUGCACAAGACUGUCACCAUGCAGAAGACAUGUCUGCCAACAAGCAGCCUCUCAACCCUUUUGAGGAAGAACAGAAACCUGAGAAAGCUGCUGCCCCAUCCAAGACCAAAGCUGUGAAGCCCAGACUCCAUCCUGUGAAGCCAAUGAAUGCCACAGCAAACAAGUCUCAAAGUAAAACCCUGAAUGUCAUCAGCACUAUGAAUGAGAAGCUGCUCGAGACCAAUGUGAAGAAAUACCACCCUUCAGAUCCUGCCUAUGCUUACGCUCAGCUAACACAUGAUGAGCUGAUCCAGCUCGUCUUGAAACAGAAGGAUGCAAUCACCAAGAAGGAUCUCCAGGUGCGUGAGCUUGAAGACUACAUCGACAACUUGCUUGUCAGGGUCAUGGAAGAAACCCCCAACAUCCUUCGUGUUGCAACAUCUGGAACCAAAAAGGCUGGAAAGAUGUAAAAGCUGCUGGGAUGCUGGUUGAACAAAGGGCUGGAUUCCCACCCGUGGAAUUUGAUGAAUAAGGAAGUGAUGUGAAGCAAGUGGUACUGGUUGUGCUGCCACGGAAAAUGACCUCUUUCCUGUUUCUGCCUUAAGCAACUCUCAGUUUGAUUAGUAGUUCCAUCAGGUAUCUGGAGCCCAGGAGUGGAGUCACUUUAUCAUAUUUAUUUGUUGCUUUCUUUCCAUUAUUUGGGAAGAUUUGUUCAGGCAUCUCAUCCAAAGUGAAGGAGUUUGAAGUGCUUUGCUUGCCAGCAAGGCGCUGAUGAUCCUUUUAUGAAGAUUUUGUUUUGAAUGGUUUUAUUUUGUAGCAGCUUUGAUAGAUGAAUUACUCUUCUUUCUAUAUCUUAACUUGUAGUGCAAUAUAAAACCUUGUAGAGCUUAAGGAUUGGAUUGAUUUAAACCAAAAUAUAACUACACUGGCCAAGCCCAAAGAUGUGUGCUUCAGACCAGGGCUGUGUUGUAAAAGUAAUCAAUGCCCUGAAAGCUGAAUGCAAGUUAAAGCUUAGAUUGGAAAGGAAGAAGCAAAGCGUAGUUCAUCUCAUCGAGGACAUGUUGAUUCAAAGCAGCUCUGCAAGGGGAAGGUUUGCAGGUCUUUUGGUCCAGGAGGCACUGAGAUGUCGUGGUACGUUUGUCUACCAUAGGAAUGGUAGUAAUGAACUUGGGCCAAAGGUGGCUUUUCAAUCAGAAGCUGUUCUCUGAUAGACUUCUCAUUCCUGAUUUGAAGGCCCUUCAAAUGAGAGAGGCAGAUGUAUGCCUGGCUUCUGUGUUUUAGUCUGCAAUAGGUGUGGAUCUCCUGGCACGCCUGCAUGGCCCGUGUCUGAUGCUGCAUGGGAGUUCUGUGGUGAUUCUUCUUUUAUGCCAUUGCAGUUCAUUUAAACACCUUGGAUUUUGGAGCUGGGGCUUGGAGCAACCUGCAAAGGUGAUGAGUCUUCCUAGGGGCAUUCCUUAUAGAGCCAAGAGAGGAGGCAAAUCGCCCUCCCCUGGGAUAGGAGCAGUCACAGUGCCCACGUUCUGGUGUGAUCUGAGUUUCUUUGUGACUUGCUGCUCAGAAUGGAAUGAAUUUUAGGUAGCUGAGGGAGUGUUUUGGGAGGCAGUUGAUGCCUUUCAGUCUGCUUCCUUAUUGUGUGGCUGGAUAGACAGAGGUAUGUGUCUAUUCUCCUCCCUGUCUCACCAUCAGCAAUACAGCAUAACACUAUCGAGCAGCACCACAGGCUCUCUCUACUGGAAAACCAAAUGUAGCCUCUGUUUUUUGGUGAGCUUUUAAAGAUCAAAACAAUCAGAUGCCUCUUUCCACCUCUGGGAUUUCUUAGGGUUGUGAGAGUCCAUCAAAGGCUUAGAAGGAAAGCUGAAAUACCAAAGGGGGGGGGUAGCAGAGGACCAAAGCAAACUCCUGCCUUCAGGAGCUGGAAGGGUCUGUUGGGUCACUCCUGGCUUGGCUUGGAAGGGGCAAGCUUCUAACUCAGUUUUUCUACAGGAAAGCACUUUAUUAGGGCCUGGAGCAGCUGGAUCAACUAUCAACCUGUUAGCAGGCUGCUUGCUGUUGUCCUCAACCACUGAGAACUACCGGAGACUCCUCAAAUACUGUAUUUUUGUAGUGAAGAGUAGUUAAUAUAUUUGCCUAGAGGUGUGCACAUUUACUGGGAAAAUCCAAACCUGCUGUUAAUUCCAUUUUUAUUCCUGUCAACUGGCUAACUACCCAAAUCUGGAGCUUUUCUUCAUGGGAUGCUGGAGUUGAAACAAGCCUUGAAGUGUUAAGAGCCUUCUAAAGACUUUCAGGUACUUGUUUCUAGUUGAGCAGAUGUCUUCAGUGAGGGGUUCUUUCUGUUCUGCUGUACGUUCUGUGGAUGGAGGGUGUGAAACAGAAGGUUUUGUGCCCUUCAGCUCUUGGCUGGUGGUUUUAGCUUUGAGUGGUACUGGUUGCCUUACUUAUUGCUGCUGCUUCUCGUGCCUUGGAGUAGUGAGGAAGAUGAAGGAUUACUUGGACCUCUGGAAAGAAACACUUGCCUGGACCUCACUAGAACUUGUCUUUUAGACUUUAUUCCACAGCUUUCUGAUGUUGGAGGUCAGAGAGCCAGGAAAACCCAGUUGUGCCUUUGCACGGAGACUGACCGCUUCAGAAACCUGGGAUGGUGUUAUCCGUGAUCCCAACCGGACACUGGGAAGCAGGGCUGGCUUCUUGCUUUUUCCUGGCCUCAUUUUAAAGCAGGAUGGGUACUGCUGACAGCACCGUGGGGUGUGUGUGCGAUGCUUUUGGAGCGGGGCUUGUGUGAAGCUUGGAUCGCUGUUGGUGAGAACGUGCAUCUUGAAGUUAGAGGCACAGAAACAACGCGGGAAAACACUCUCUUAGCAGGCUCCUUGGAGAUUGAAGCCUUAAAACCUGUCCUAUCCUCUCCUGGAAGCCUUUUGUGCCAGUUACAGCCAUGUCCCUUGAGGGGGACCCCAGGUUGUGGCUGGCUCUUGCCCCAGGGUUGUUCUCUCUGGUCCUUUGACUUCCACAAUCACAAAAGCAUCGCACAAACCUUGUACCUCAGUCUUGGACUGGCAAUACCAGUUAAAACCUUUCUUUGGCAUAAGGGGACUGGCAUUUUAUGUCCAGCAAGGUGCUUCACCUUGACUUUAAGGGCCUUAAGAAUCAAAUGUAUUGUUUUAUUAUUGAAGGAUCUGAAUGUGGUUUUAUUUUUUUUCCUGUUUGUACUGUCUGCUUUUAGCCUGGGACCCUGUUUGUUUUUAAAUGCCUUCUGGUUUCAUGGAACACUAAAAUAAAAAUACCUUAAAUCA